Messenger RNA from Talpa occidentalis (Iberian mole), 1598 nucleotides. It is a transcript of the gene DEUP1, whose product is annotated as deuterosome assembly protein 1. Gene Ontology annotation, biological process: de novo centriole assembly involved in multi-ciliated epithelial cell differentiation; centriole replication. NCBI's taxonomy places the organism in Eukaryota, Metazoa, Chordata, Mammalia, Eulipotyphla, Talpidae. The transcript has 12 exons. The record is from RefSeq and is a predicted model, not a curated record. Gene Ontology annotation, cellular component: deuterosome; centriole. Bases 84 to 1598 code for a protein of 504 amino acids.
UCGGCCCACUUCGCUGCCCCCGCCGCGGGUCUCGGGUCCCGCAGGAGGAGAGGAAAGGCCUGUGAGCCUGAGCCGCUGCCCGCAUGGACGGCCCCGCCUGCGGCCCGCCGGGGGCAUCCCCCUGCGAGGCGGAGCUCCAGGAGCUGAUGGAGCAGAUCGACAUCAUGGUGAGCAACAAGAAGCUGGACUGGGAGAGGAAGAUGCGGGCCCUGGAGACCCGCCUCGACCUGCGGGACCAGGAGCUGGCCAACGCGCAGACGUGUCUGGACCAGAAAGGGCAGGAGGUGGGGCUGCUCCGACAGAAGCUGGACAGUCUGGAGAAGUGCAACCUAGCGAUGACUCAGAACUAUGAAGGCCAGCUCCAGGCCCUGAAGGCCCAAUUUUCCAAGCUGACCAGUAGCUUUGAGAAGCUGAGGCUGCACCAGAUGAAACAAAAUAGGUUCCGAAGGAAAGCAGCGCCGCCCCUCAGGGACGAGAUGCCCUUUGACCCGAGCGACUUGAACCAGAAGUUAGAGGAAUUUAGAGCAAAGUCCAGGGAGUGGGACAAGCAGGAGAUUCUCUACCAGACUCACCUGGUGUCUGUGGACGCUCAGCAGAAGGUGCUCUCCGAGAAGUGCGACCAAUUCCAGAAACAGGCACAAAGUUACCAGACGGAGCUGUGUGGCAGCGAGCAGGGUGUGCUGGCCGGCAGCCCCGCGCUCCCGCGCUUGGCCUGGGAGGCCGACCCCGGCGGGGACGCCAGCGCGAGAGACGACUUCAUCAUCGAGAAGUUGAAGUCGGCCGUGAGCGAGAUGGCGCUGAGCAGGAAUAAACUGCAAGAUGAAAACCAGAAGCUCCUGCAAGAGCUGAGACUGUACCAGAGACAGUGCCAGGCCAUGGAAGCGGGGCUCUCGGAGGUGAAGAGCGAGUUGCAGGCCCGGGACGAGCUCCUGAGAGCCGCAGAGGCCGAGCGCGCGCGCCUGCACGAGGAGCUACUCACCGCGGGGGAGCUGCGGAGCGCGCAGGGAGACCGCAGGCUUGACCCAUGUUGUUCACAUUCUGUUAAAGACCCAGAAAGGAAGAGCCAAGAGCUUUUUCCAGUGACCCCAGAUCAGCCCGAUCGUGACAAGGAGCUGAGCAAGAGCACGGACCUCGCCCCCCGCGGGUACUCGAGGCACACGUCCAUCAACACGCUGGAGCGCGAGAACCAGCAGCUCCGCAGCGACCUGGCGAGGCUGCAUGCCACGGGGCCACCCUGGGCCGGCCGGGACGCCUGCGCGGGAGCGGGGCGCUGCACCUGCAGAAGCCGCGAGAGGCCGGGGCCCUGCGAGGACAGGUGCAGCCAGGACUGUGAGCAUCGUGGGAGCAGGACCCCGCCGCUGCCCCUGCUGCCCGCCCCCCACAAGGCGGCCGCCAGCCCGCUGCUGAGCGAUGAGGACAUGUUCCCCCUGUCGCCCCCGGACAUGGCGGCGUCGCCGGCCGCGCGGCGCUUCCUGCUGGACGAGGAGCGGCGGGCGCGGGAGCUGGAGACGCUGCUGACCGCGCACAUCGACGAGCUGCAGCGGCGCUGGGGGCGCGCGGGCGGGGGGCGGGCGGGGGCGCAGCACAGGCGCGCGUGA